AUGUGGACUGCUAAAAGUCUUUGUAGUGCUCAAAUACUGUUGCUUCGGUUGAAAGAAGGCGGAUUGUGUAGUUGCACGUUUCCAAAAACUCAGCAGUUCUGGAUUGGAAUUCUAAACUAUUGCACCAUAAAAGCGCCACAUAACAGAGUUAAAUUCCAGGUUUCCAAGGUAAAUGAUAAACGAUCAGUAGUAGAUACAAGAAUGGCUUCUAGUGCAGAGGGAACUAAAAUAGCUUCUGGAAAAAGUCCCAGUGGAGUAUGUGAUGGAAGCCAACAUUCUUUAGAAGCAAAAAUGAAACAUAUCAAUCUGUCAUUUGCAGCCUGUGGGUUUCUGGGAAUUUACCACUUGGGGGCAGCAGCUGCUUUUUACAGGCAUGGUAAGAAGUUACUGAAAGUUGUGAAAGCUUUUGCGGGAGCUUCAGCGGGAUCACUGGCUGCCACUGUCUUAUUAGCAGUACCAGAAAAUAUAGAGAAGUGUAAGCAGUUUGCCUAUGGAUUUGCAGAGGAAGUUAGAAAACUGGACUUCGGUGCUGUAACACCUGGUUAUGAUUUUAUGAAAACACUUAGGGAAGGCAUAGAGUCUAUUCUUCCUUCUAAUGCUCACGAGAUAGCUGAGAACCGGCUCUAUGUCUCAGUCACGAACACCAAAAAUGCAGAAAAUCACUUGGUUUCAAGUUUUGCUUCCAGGGAGGACCUCAUUAAGGUCCUGCUAGCAAGUAGUUUUGUACCAGUAUACGCAGGAAUUAAACCGGUGGAAUAUAAAGGAGAGAAGUGGGUUGACGGUGGCCUUACCAAUGGCCUUCCUAUCUUGCCUGUUGGAAGAACUGUUACGAUUUCUCCUUUCAGUGGUCGAUUAGAUAUCUGUCCCCAAGAUAAAGGACGUGUGGAUCUUUAUGUUAAAUUUGCAAAACAAGAUAUAAUGCUGUCUCUAGCCAACCUAGUAAGACUUAAUCAAGCUUUGUUCCCACCAAACCAGGAGAAAAUGGAAUCAUUGUACAAAAAUGGAUUUGAUGAUGCUGUACGCUUUUUACUGAAAGAAAACUGGUUUGAGUAGACGGUACUGAGAAAAAUAACAAAACCUCAUGGCUGUCAAAACACAGCUGUAGGUAUCCUACAGAAUCUAAGGAUUGCUGUACCAAUUCCAGUUUACAGAAAUAAAAAUCCCAAUGGAAUUGCAUCUGCUUCUGCCGAGAAAGUAUCGGUUGCACUCCGAAGUCCUGUAUAGACAAGUCAAAAUGGAAUUGUACUUGCCUGGUGGUUGUCUUGUUUUGAGGAGGUUAAAGCUUAGAUGCGUUUUGCUUCAGCUGAGGACUUGCUUUGUGGGAUUUGUAAAAAGCUCGUGUUGUCAU
Messenger RNA from Charadrius vociferus (killdeer), 1348 nucleotides. RefSeq names its product patatin-like phospholipase domain containing 4 (gene PNPLA4). Gene Ontology annotation, molecular function: triacylglycerol lipase activity; retinyl-palmitate esterase activity. Bases 1 to 1053 code for a protein of 350 amino acids. The transcript has 8 exons. NCBI's taxonomy places the organism in Eukaryota, Metazoa, Chordata, Aves, Charadriiformes, Charadriidae. Gene Ontology annotation, biological process: triglyceride catabolic process; lipid homeostasis. Gene Ontology annotation, cellular component: cytoplasm; lipid droplet; membrane. The record is from RefSeq and is a predicted model, not a curated record.